AGGCCCGUAUAAGCCCAAGAUGAGGCGGGAACGGGGUACCGACUCAUCAUCACUACACGAGCUGAGAAACUUUAGGUGAGUGAGAUCCACCGGAAUCAAUCAGGUCUGCAAAUUCACUAGAUUUCUGACAAAUCCAAAUCUGAAUCCGAUCGCCGGAGACGAAUUUCAAUCAUCUAGAUCUUCACGAUUCAAUUCUUCAUUUACAGUCACCGAAGUUUCCAAUUCAAUCAAAGUUACGUACAAAUUACAAUCAGUUCGAUCGUAAAAUCAACAGAUCUGACGAACUUCAAUCAUCUCAGAUCUUCAUGAUUCGACGAUUACCGUCACUGAAGAUAUUGAAUUCGACCGAAGUUAUGUACAAAUUACAAUUAGUUCGAUCGUAAAAUCAACAGAUCUGACGAACUUCAAUCAUCUCAGAUCUUCAUGAUUCUACAAUUACAGUCACUGAAGAUAUUGAAUUCGAUCGAAGUUAUGUACAAAUUACAAUUAGUUCGGUUGUGAAAUCAACAGAUCUGGCGAACGUAGUAGGAUUAAGAGCUAGGUCGUCGUUGAAGCAAGACCUAAUUGGCGACGAAGACGACGAGGAUUUCCGGCCGUGGCGUCGCCGGUUGUUAUCGGCCAUGAAAUUGAAGGUUUCGUUCGCCUUCACGUGGUCGUCUGUUGUACGCACCUCUGUGUUGCUUUUGCUUCUUGCUGCUUUUGGUUUUGCGUGUUACUCUCUUCCGGUAGAGAAGAUUUUGAAGAACUUUUUGUUGUGGAUUAAGGAGGAGUUGGGUCCUUGGGGUCCACUUGUUCUUGCCCUUGCGUAUAUCCCUCUUACGGUGUUUGCGGUUCCGGCUUCAGUGCUUACGCUUGGAGGGGGAUAUCUCUUUGGACUGCCAGUAGGAUUUGUUGCUGAUUCUAUUGGUGCGACCCUUGGUGCAACGGCUGCUUUCCUUGUUGGCAAAACGAUAGGGCGGUCUUAUGUCACUUCUAAGUUAAAGAAAUAUCCCAAGUUUCAGGCUAUAGCUAUUGCAAUACAGAGAUCCGGCUUCAAGAUUGUUUUGCUGCUUCGUUUUGUUCCGUUGCUUCCAUUUAACGUCUUGAAUUAUCUGUUGUCUGUUACUCCUGUUCGCUUAUGGGAAUAUAUGUUGGCCACUUGGCUGGGGAUGAUGCCAAUUACAUUUGUGUUCGUGUAUAUCGGAACAACUCUCAAGGACCUUUCUGAUGUUACUCAUGGAUGGCAUGGGAUAUCAAAAACUCGUUGGAUGUUUAUGGCUUUAGGCCUCACAAUAUCAGUGAUGAUGAUAGUUUACAUCAUUAAAGUUGCAAAAGCUUCUCUGGAAAAAGCUCUGGCUGAAAACGGUGGUAUAGACGGUAUAGAUUUAGAUUCACCCGGGCUGCCUAUUAUAAACGAUUCAGCACUCGGUCUCCAUAGACCUUUGAUAACUACAAUGGACUCAACUGUAGACGAUCUCGUUUGAUUCACGCUCUUCUGUCGUUGUAAAUUCUUUCCCUUUUUAGAAUAAGGUAAGAUAGAAAAGUUACCAAAAUGAACACCAAGAACACAAUCAAAAAAUUAUAUAAAAAAACAAAAGGAAAUCUUAACUACCUUAUUAUAAACAAAAAGGUGACUGAGAGUUAACUUUGCUUUUUUACGAUUAGUAGCUGACCUGCCUUUUUUCUUUGGAGCGGGCGAUGGGGAUUGAUCAAGCCCAACGGUUGAUGGUAGAAUGGUAGUAUGCUUAGGCGCUUAGGAUAGGCGAUUCGUUUUGUACUUUAUAACAGCUAAAGCAAUAUGUAGAAGUGUUUAUCCGGAUAUCACAGUUCUUUUAUCCGGAUAUCACAGUUCUUCACUAAAAUGUGGUUUUGUAUCGAACGACUUUUUAUAUAUAUUAGUUAUUUUAUUUUAUUAGAAGAAA
Molecule: messenger RNA, 1901 nt
Organism: Helianthus annuus (common sunflower)
Lineage: Eukaryota; Viridiplantae; Streptophyta; Magnoliopsida; Asterales; Asteraceae
Product: TVP38/TMEM64 family membrane protein slr0305
Exons: 9
Coding region: 621-1463 (280 amino acids)
Cellular component (GO): membrane
Source: RefSeq, a predicted model, not a curated record